AUGAGUGCUGAGGAUGAGAAAAAAGAGCUACCAAGCUCUGAUUCAGCAGCAGUUUCCAUGGCAGAUAUGACAAAGCUACUAGAGAAAGCACUUAAAUCGUGGUCCAUAGCAGAUCUACCGUCUUUGCAAAAAGACUUGGAUUCUAAUGCCUUGAAAUUUCAGGAUUAUCAAAAAGAUUCAUUGGUUAGCCGGAGGAACUUGGCGAAGAGAACUAAAGCUUUUAAGAAACUGUCGGACGAGGAUAAAGUGGCGGAGAUCAAAGGGCUCUUAAAAAUUUACCAGCAGACAAUUGAUGAUUUGGCCAAAAAAAAUAAGACGGUUGAUCAAGCAUUCUUCAAAAUAUACAGGUCUAUAGCAGAGGCACCAGACCCAAGGCCUCUUCUUGAAAUGAGUUCGAAGUCGGUCAAUUCGAUAAACGAACUGGACGACUUGAGGGAGCAGAACAAGCAGCUUGAAAACAAGCUUGUGAAAUACGCCGAUUAUGAUCAGAUAAAGCAGGAAAACGUUAAACUGAAAGAGAAUGGCCAGAAAUCGUUCGAGAAGGACUUGGAAGCCAAGGAUGCCGAGUGGCAUGCCAUGUUGGAGGAGAAGACAACAAACUGGGAAACUACCCGGACAGAUUAUGAAAGGAGGCUAAAAGAAAUGACGCAGAGAGUUGAAGAUAUGAAAGUUGAGGAGGAGAUGCUCAAGUUGAGGCUACAGAAACGAGGUGACGCCUUGGAUGAGAUUGAUUUAUCUGAUAAUGAAGAGAAAGAUGCGUCUGGGGGUGAAGAGGGUGGAAAUACAGGCAGUAGUAUGAGGAAAAAGGCUGCCAACAGUCUUGAACUUGAAAUGGUGUCACAAGAUGCGGAGAGAUCAAAGCUCAGAGUGCUGGAGUUGGAGAAGAGAAACGAGGAGCUUCGUCGUGAGAUUGCAAGCACAAAGGUGACAAAAAAGAACGAAAAGGACAGUAAGGUUGAUGAUCGUAUUUCUGAGUUGGAAAGUGAGAAUUCGAUCUUGGUGGCACGUUUGGAUGCAGAAAGAAGAAGAGCACACGAGCUGGAGAGCAAGAUAAUAAGCAUCCAGAAGAACAGCAAGGUGGAGUUAGGUCGUGCGACCGGUGAAGUGGAUGAGUUGAAGAAAUACCGAGAUAAAACGCAUGACUAUGAGCAGAUAAAGCGUGAGCUAGAGGUGUUGAAGCAGAUCGAGCUUGGGAGUGACGAAGAUGAAGCAGAUGAAGCUGCCGGAAGCAGCAAUUCAGGCGCUGAUAAGAGUGCUGGAGAUGUUAACAGUGUGAUUGCCCAGCGGAACCGGAAGCUCAACAAUGAGAUUAUCGAGUAUCGGACGAAGAAUAACGGUUUGUUGAAAAAACUACAGGCCGCUGAGGAUGAACUUGAAGCAAUGAAGGCGGAUCUUGCACAGAGUGAAAGUCUGAAUAAGAAACUAGAGGCGGAUCUUGAGUCUGUAGAGGAUGCAGCCAGCAAUGAGAAAUGGGAUACAAUGUCGAUGAUCUCUUCAAUAGCACCGGGUGGAUCGAUUGCUGGAGGUGAGAGUGGAAGGAAAUCACCAGCAGGAUCGAUUGCAGGAUCUAUUGCGGGAGAAACUAAGGCAGGAUCAAUAAUAAUGACGGACCAACAGGAUAGCUCGAUAGUGCCGAUAUUGGCCUGGCAGCGGGAUCGCUUCAGGAAGAAGAAUAAGGAGCUCGAGGAGGAGAAUAAGAAGAAUUUCAGCAAAGUGGUAGAGCUGAAAAGAGAGAUUCAGCGAAUGAAGGAGGACAACAAGGACUUGUACGAGAAAAUACGCUUUAUGGAGUACCGGCAAGUCCAGAAUGACUCGGAAAACGACCUGGAUCCGGAAGUUGAUGACGUGGAGGACAGGUACAAGGAGUCAUAUGAAACGCAGCUUCACCCGAUCGAGCGUUUUAGAAGAAUGGAAAGUCGGCGAAUCAGUUCACGCAUGUCUCCAUUUGAGCGUGUGUUUGUACACAUUACGAAGUUGGUUUUGAGCACGCAGUACACGAGAUGGCUAUUUGUGUUCUAUUGCAUCGGAUUACAUCUUCUUAUUCUUCUUUUGACGGUAUUUCUUAUGGUUGACACUAAUUCUGAGAUGCCGGACAAUUCUGUACUUGGUGGGAGUACGGGAGGAAUAGCUGGAGGAGGGAAAGCCAACCGGGUUAAUGCAGGAAGGCUACCGCAGAAUCUGGCUGCCUGA
Molecule: messenger RNA, 2190 nt
Organism: Brettanomyces bruxellensis
Lineage: Eukaryota; Fungi; Ascomycota; Pichiomycetes; Pichiales; Pichiaceae
Exons: 1
Coding region: 1-2190 (729 amino acids)
Biological process (GO): intra-Golgi vesicle-mediated transport
Cellular component (GO): Golgi membrane
Source: RefSeq, a predicted model, not a curated record